Aspergillus ochraceoroseus IBT 24754 is the source of this 1273-nucleotide messenger RNA. Its product is annotated as putative oxidoreductase, 2OG-Fe(II) oxygenase family. The transcript is spliced from 6 exons. The coding region runs from base 83 to 1273 and encodes 396 amino acids. NCBI's taxonomy places the organism in Eukaryota, Fungi, Ascomycota, Eurotiomycetes, Eurotiales, Aspergillaceae. The record is from RefSeq and is a predicted model, not a curated record.
AGAAAAUAUUCCCCACCAUCAUUCUCAGCUUCAGGCGUCAGUCACUUAUCCUCUGGAACAUAACAUACAUUACACCUCCAAAAUGUCGGAUACCACUUCCGUCGGGCCCCCAAUUCAACUUCCUGUCCUGGAUAUCUCCAACCCUAAUGAUCCAGCGGUGGGGAAGGCCAUGCUCGAUGCGGCCACAAAGUACGGCUUCCUUUAUGUGGAUAGCAAGGGAACAGACUUUACCGCAGAGGAUGUCCAGAGGGCCUUUGACCAGUCCAAAGCUUUCUUCGCAUCCCCGGCGCAGGACAAGGAAACCUGCCGCAUCCAGUCGAAUAACCGGGGCUGGUCUGGAAUGCAUACGGAGACACUUGAUCCUGAGCAUCAACGAACUGGCGACUUUAAAGAAGCAAUGAAUUUUGGUGAAUUCAAAGACGGCAAAGCCCAACAGCCUCUGCCUCCCUCUCUCGCCCCCCAAGAGACCCAAAUAGGCCAUUUCGCAGAACUAUGCAACAAAACCUGCGCGCGGAUCCUUAAGCUUCUCGCCCUAGGACUCCAGAUAUACAAGAUACCCGACGACUUCUUCACCUCCCGCCACGACUCAACCCAGGGCCCAACAGGCUGCAUCCUCCGCUACUUAUACUACCCCUCCAUUUCCCGCCCGGAAACCUCCUCGUACAAACAUGACAUCGACGUGCGCGCCGGCGCCCACUCCGACUACGGAAGCAUCACGCUUCUCUUCCAACGACCAGGCCAGCCGGGUCUCGAGAUCUUGACGUCACACGAGGAGGGCACUUGGGCUCCUGUGCCCGUGCAGCCAUGGGCCUCGGCCGACGCCUCGGCCGACGAAGAAACCAGCAGAACCCAACAUCAUCAUCACGCCUUCCCGCCGCCCAUCCUCGUCAACAUCGGCGAUCUCCUCAGCUACUGGACCGACGGACUGCUCAAGUCCACCGUGCACCGGGUUGUCUUCCCGCUUUCCGAGCAGCGCAGCCCCAGCCCCAGCCCCAGCGCCGAGGACCGGUACAGUAUUGCGUUUUUCUGCCACCCGUUGGAUGCGACGGAGCUGGUCCCCGUGCCGAGCGAGGUGGUUAGGGUUUAUCGGGAGGAGCGCGGGGAGAGAGGGUUGCGGCCGGAGGAGAAGGUCGGGUUUGGUGGUGGUGCGGGCGGGUUGGAGCCGGGGAGGAGGGCGUUGACUGCGUCGGAGCAUUUGAUGUCGCGGUUGAAUGCGACGUAUAGUUUUAGAGAAGGGGGUUCUUCUGCUGCUGCUGCUGCUGCUGCUGUGUAG